Ruditapes philippinarum (Manila clam) is the source of this 1533-nucleotide messenger RNA. RefSeq names its product proto-oncogene tyrosine-protein kinase LCK-like. Lineage: Eukaryota; Metazoa; Mollusca; Bivalvia; Venerida; Veneridae. The coding region runs from base 1 to 1038 and encodes 345 amino acids. The transcript has 7 exons. Gene Ontology annotation, biological process: multicellular organism development; positive regulation of kinase activity; protein phosphorylation. The record is from RefSeq and is a predicted model, not a curated record. Gene Ontology annotation, molecular function: protein binding; ATP binding; transmembrane receptor protein tyrosine kinase activity. Gene Ontology annotation, cellular component: signaling receptor complex.
AUGUUGUUUAAGUUUCGACAAUGUGAACACUUUGUAAAAAUGAUAGCUGUCGUUCUUGAACCUGAGCCAUUCAUGAUUGUACUAGGAGAAACGGUCAAAGACACGCUACAGAGUAACCUGAGAAAAAAUUCUGGAAAAACAUUAUCUCUAAGAAAAUUGACCAGUAUGGCUUCAGAGAUUGCUUAUGGCAUGGCAUAUCUGGAAGAAAAUGGUAUUGUCCAUGGAAAUUUGAAAGCCGAAAAUGUAUUAGUUUGUGAGCAUGAUAAACUAAAGAUAUUGCACCCAAAACUCAUAAAACUUAUGAAAAGCAGUGAAAACAACCAACAUGGACAAGAUGAAAUUGAAUGGCAAUGGACGGCACCAGAAGUUGCAGCAGGCGAAAAUGCGUUAAGUACAAAGUCAGACGUAUGGUCGUUUGGAGUUUUAAUGUAUGAAAUGAUCACUUUCGGGAAAAUUCCAUAUUCAGGUUUUGAGAAGGAACAUGUUGAACGUAGUUUAUCUAAAGGACUUAGACUACCGAAACCAAAAAGGUCAUUGCAAUGCCCUGUCGAAUUGUAUAACACUAUACUUCAAUGUUGGCAUCAAAUGCCAGAAUGUAGACUAACAUUUGAAUUUCUUGGGGACUUUCUGUAUGAUUUUAAAGACGCUGUUGAAUCUGAAUCUCACCUAAAAGAUGACGGGUUGAAGUAUAUGUACAUGAGUGGGACAUUAGAGAAUAAACAAGAAGAACUGACGGAAAUAUCAGAAGGUUCAGAGGAACAUUUUCACGUUAAUGUAAAGAAAGUUUUAAAGACCGGUGUGCACGAGGAUAAAAGUUCAAGCAAUAAAAGUGUUGAUAUUACUCCAGGGUUUGACAUAACAGCCUUGUACGAUUAUACAGCAGGAGAUGCUGGGGAAAUAUCUUUUGACACAGACGAUAUUUUAACAAAUAUAGAACCAAUAGAUGAUGGUUGGUGGAUUGGGACAACAGCAAAUGGAGAACGUGGGAUGUUUCCUGCUAAUUAUGUGGAAGCUUACUCUGAAAUUACAAAAUUAUAGUUAGAUUAAAAUUGUCAAAAUCCCAAAUACUCUUGCAAUUGAACGACAUAUACACAUAAACACCAAUACUCAAAUUGCUCUAAGAUGUCGUAUGUAUAAUGUUAAAUUGUUUAAAAUCAUAAAAAAAACCUGGAAGUAUUAUCUAAUUCUAGUUAAUAAUCAAAUAAAAAGUUAUUGACAAUUGUUUCGCAGGAAUAUUUACGAAAACUGUAACAAAAACAAACCAUUAAUGAAUAUAAUGUAAGAAAUGUUACUUUUGUGUAAGGGAAGAAAAAUGAUAGCUGUUGUUUGUUUUUAUUGCUUACUUUUAUGUAUAAAUGAGUCAUUUCAUAUAAGUUAAACUACGAUAAUGAAAAGACUGACUUUACCAGAACUGGCUAUUUGUAUUCUGUUUGAUGUCUUGAGACGAAAAUAUAUAGAUAUGAUAAUUAAUAUCUUUGCUGUUCAAAAAACAUGAUAUUCUAGACGGAGUGGAAAUAGAGUAUUCUAGACUUA